UUGACAUUUUGAAUACAUAUAUAUAUAAGUUUACAUUUUUGUGUAUUGCACAAAUUGUAAUAUUUUGGAAGGAUAUAUAAUUACACAUGGCUUCUACAUCUGCUUCAAUACAAGAACGUUUACAACUUAAGCGUGUUCCUUUAGAUGAUUGGUCAAUCAAAGAAAAAUUAGGCUUAGCUAGUGCCGUGUUAUGUAGCGGCGAUCAAAACUGGAUGUCCGUUAGUCGUUCCCUGAAAAGCUUGGGAGAUGCAUCUCGGCCAGCAGAUUGGUUCUCACAGAAGUCUUGUGCGGCUCAGUACGGAAAGCUCUUAGAAAAUGUGGAAACACCGAAACGUAAAAAGCGUACAUUGUCUGAGAGGGAUAGCAGUACCCCAGUAGAAACACCCGGGGAGUCUAUUGUGCGAAAAUUGACACAAGAAAGAAUCGUGGAAUUGCAAGAAAUAAUGUUGGAAGAACAAAAACAGUUCCAAAAAUUACGAGACGAAAUAAUAUUGUUACAAAGUCCACAUGUAAGUGAUGAUCAAAUUCGUGGAAUGGCUGCUCAAAUCGAAGACGAAAAGAAACAACAGGAAGUAGAAAAGGCUAAUCAUGCAGAAUUUUUGCGAAAGCGAGAACAAAGGAAAAUUGAAAUCGAGCGUGCUUGGCGCCCUGGAAUCAUGUUAAAAAACGCAACUCUACUUAACAAACAUCAAAAGCAAAGGAAUGAUGAAUCAAUUGAGUCAGAUGAAAGCUACUCACGAAAUUCAACUGGACAGUCACCACUAUUAACAUCCUUACUUAAGUCUUCUUCGUCGACCUCUAAUGUAAAUGCUUCACAUCCAAAUUUAAUGCACACAAAUACAGAAACAACAAAUAGCAACACACCUGAAUCCUAUGUUUCAGCAUCACAGUUAACUGUUACGCAAUCUACUCUUUCAAUGUUGCUUGAUAACAAUAAAGUUGUUGAAAAUAAUUCAACAGACGGUCACCAAACUCAAAAUUUACAGCAAUCUGAUGAUCAUCACCAUCGUCUUGAAAUUUUUCCAGAACACAUGUCAAGCGUUGAAAGUACUGACAAUGUAAAUGAUACAAAAGACGAUGAACAAUUAAUGGAAGUAUUUAAAGGCCUCAUUCCUGAUAACAUCGAUGAGCUUGCAGAUAUUCUGACUGAAAAUAAUACUCUUUUAAACCCUGAGCUCUUAGAAGAAGAAGAAAUACUUAAUGAGGUGAUGGAACAAGCAGAAGCCCAACAAAACCAACAAACUAGUAAAUUGGAUACUUUCGAUCAACUCAAGCAUGAAACAUUAAUGGAAGAACAAAAUAAAAAAGAUGCAGCAACAUUAAAAACAUUAAUGGGAGAACAACACAAAAAAGAUAGCGCAGAAUUGAACCCUUUAACUACAGAUAUUAUAAGUAUAUCACCGGAAGAUUCAAACAUGGAAGAUGAUUUACCUUUGAAAGUUAUUCAAAAAGAUAUGCAGGAUGCAAAAAAAGCUCAAAGUCAUACUCAUCAGAAUGUUUCAAAAGAAAACAGCAACGAUAAAAAUGAAGCAAAUACUGGAGAGAAUUCUAUUUUAGACAUUAAUUACUCAACAAACCACCAAACAAAUGAUAAAAAUUUGUUGAAUAGAAAGACAACUGAACUUGUAAACAACUCUGAAAAUAAUGAAAUUGAAAAAAAUGAUUGUUUCAUAAAAACAGAAACAGAAGAAAAAAUGGAUUUAGAAUUUGAAGACAAACCACUUCCUAGGACGAUUCCUAUAAUUAAAACAGAGUUAGAAGAUUCAUCAGUUGAUGAAAUGUUGACAUUAAAUUUAAAAACAUCUGAUAAAAAGGUCUCAUCGGAAGACGAAGAGAUCUUUGAAGACGCUAAGGAAAUGGUUACCUCAGAAACUUCUAAUAGAGCUCUAAAUACUGACACGGAUGAGGAAACAGAUAUUUUAGAGAAAGACGAUAAUAGAACUCGAGCACGUCGUGAUUAUUCACGAAAGCGACAAGAACCAGGAACACCAAUAAAAUUUGAAAGAUCUGCCAAACAAGAAUCAGACCGUUCAGACAGCCCGUUAGUGAUAGAUGAUGAUUCAGACAAUGCUCCCCGCACUAGGCGCAGAUAUUCAACACCAGUGAGCGACUCACCAAUUCCAGGAUCCCCAUCAUCCAUUGUAGAAGAUAAAGAACAAAAAGUUUGGCGAAAAUUAAUCCUUCUGGCUUAUGGAAGAAUUAGUUCCCAUAAAAAUGCAGCAGUGUUUAGCUUCUUAUCAACAAAAGACUCGCAAGAAAAAAGGUACAAGGAUCUAAUUAUACGACCGAUGGAUAUGUCAACAAUCAAGAAACAUAUCGAAUCUGGUAUAAUAAAGACAACGAAUGAAUUUCAACGUGACAUAAUGCUUAUGUGUACCAAUAUAAUGCUGAUUACUGCACCAAAUUCCACUAUGAACCAACAGGCGAAAGAAAUGAUGGCAGAAAGUAUUUCAAUUAUCAAAAUUACCAUGGAUGGAUGGAGAGAUAAAGAAAUAAUCGAAAAAAACAGUGUAAGCUCUUCUUCUGUUAACAAACGUGGUAACAGAAAAAGUCUUAGAGGAACUUAAAUAAAGCAUUUUCUUUUAUUCAUGACA
Molecule: messenger RNA, 2594 nt
Organism: Culicoides brevitarsis
Lineage: Eukaryota; Metazoa; Arthropoda; Insecta; Diptera; Ceratopogonidae
Gene: Brd8
Product: probable E3 ubiquitin-protein ligase bre1
Exons: 2
Coding region: 87-2567 (826 amino acids)
Cellular component (GO): NuA4 histone acetyltransferase complex
Molecular function (GO): protein binding
Source: RefSeq, a predicted model, not a curated record